UCUAUAAUUUAAAAAUAAAAUGGAAAUCUAAUUAAUUUUAUUAGUAUAGAAUUUAACAUUAAAUUAAAUUAAAGAAUGGAUACAAAUACUGCUACAGCAAAUAUAUUGACAUAAACAUAUUGAUUAUGCUUUAUGUCAGUAAAAUUUUAUGAGCUGUAAUAAUCUAAUUAUAAUAUUGAUUAUCAAUAUAUAAAUAAAAUUAUUAAUGAGGGCACUUACUGACGACACAAUGAAACGGCGCUAUUAAUAACUAUAGUGAAUCAGUCACGAUCCAAUUAUUAUCGAGACAUGCUGAUUGGUUGUCCCCGAUGUGGCAAUCGCAACGAAAACUACAAAAGAUACCACCUAACUCUCGGCCCAAUUUUUGCCGUCUGUGCUGUUGCAAGUAACACUGGCAUCUGUGAAUUUACCAAGAAAAAUCAGGAAUAUUAUCUCGAAAAAUCUAUCACGCAUUACAUCGAACUAAGAACCAAAUAAUUACAAGCAAAUUCAAUCAACAGGAAAAGGAAAAUUGUAACGGACGUCAAUUUAAACAAUUUUUAGAUCGUUUAUCUUUAUUACCGAUCUUUAAGUUGUUCAUAUCAAGAAAUAAAGGCCAAAAAAUGGCAGCUUACAUGCCACCGAUUUACAUGCCACUGGAGUCAAAAUGGCGACACUAUCCGACGUACAUCUACGAUAGAAAUUACGGUUAUGGUAUGAAUUACUAUCAGCCGAUGAUUGAUUAUAUGGACAAUAAGCGACUCUUAAUGAGAUCAACUUUGCCGGAAUUUGAAAGAAAAAUAGAAUUACCUGAGCUACCCUGGUCCGACGGUAGGGUCUUAUGGGAGGACAAAAGGAUACAACCCUACACGAGAGACGAUCUUAUUAAGCAUGCGAUCGACGCCGAGGAUGGGGCUAGAGAUCAUUUAUCUCACUUCAAGAUAGCAAAUCGCUCGGACUUCAGCCUGGCCAAGACCGUGCACGCAAGUCGCGUGACCAAGGAGAUUUUUCCGCACACGGGUGAGGAUCUGAAGAGACUGCCGAUGCCGCUGAUGUUCGCCAGCUCUCGCGCGCGCGGCGAGUUCAAGGAGAUCCAGCAGGAGACGGUGAACGAUAUUAAACUGAAGGCGCUGAAGGACGUCCAACUGAUGACCCAGGUGCAUAACGCGUUGGACUAUGGUAAAAAUCUCCGGGGAAGAUCCGCGAAAGCGAUAGAGUUUCAGCUAAGAGCGGAGACGAUGAAGAACCUGACCAAGAGUCAGGAGUUGGCGGAUAUUCGAAAGUUUCAGAGGGAAGUCAUGCAUUCCCCCUGGGAUGACAAAGGAUACGACAGACUCAUAGACGAGAGGACCAAAAGUCUGAUCGACGAGGAUAAGCUGACUCAGCCACUCGAUACGCUUAGCAGGGAGCUGCGCGGAUACGAGCAGAAGAGCAGCAAUUAUUUUCUAGAUAAGAGGUACCAAAAUCGAGCGAGGCAAGAACUUUUGCAUGGUUGUCGAGGAUGCGAGUAUUAUAAUGUUAAGCGUGGCAAAUAGGUAGGAGUUGCGUCCCAACCAAAUUCCUAGUAGCGCGAGAAAGUACCGUGAUAUCUUAAUCUUACUUCUAGAGAGAUAAGAAAAUACGUAGAGAAUUAAAAUAAACGAAAUUUUAACAUCAGAUUUCACAAGCAAAUUUAUCAACUUUUUAUAAAUUCUGAUAAUCCCUUUCUCCUAUAAACAAGAUUAUAAACUUUCAACAUUAAUAACGAUUUCUAAAAAUAAAAUGAAAAUUAGCUUGGAAAAUUAUUUUAUUUCUGACGAUUCUAAUUAUUUCUAGUAGCUGCAUAAAAGCAAGGCAGCCAAGAUUUAAAUCCCAGGAUGGACUAAGUCGGUAAAAGCUAAAACAG
Messenger RNA from Ooceraea biroi (clonal raider ant), 1864 nucleotides. RefSeq names its product paramyosin, short form. Lineage: Eukaryota; Metazoa; Arthropoda; Insecta; Hymenoptera; Formicidae. The record is from RefSeq and is a predicted model, not a curated record.